This is a messenger RNA of Pyrus x bretschneideri (Chinese white pear), 1109 nucleotides long. RefSeq names its product autophagy-related protein 101. Gene Ontology annotation, biological process: autophagy; autophagosome assembly. Bases 132 to 782 code for a protein of 216 amino acids. Gene Ontology annotation, cellular component: phagophore assembly site. The transcript is spliced from 7 exons. Lineage: Eukaryota; Viridiplantae; Streptophyta; Magnoliopsida; Rosales; Rosaceae. The record is from RefSeq and is a predicted model, not a curated record.
UACUUAAACUUAUCACGAACGCACACUCCAAUCAAAAACGUUACCGCGAAACUCAAGUUCCUAGCAGAAAGUGGAAAGAUAGGGUUCGUAAGCGCUCUGAAUCCCAAUUCACUGCCAUCGCCGAACGCACCAUGAACUGUGAAGUUUGCCAGCUCAAAGAAUUGGAAGUCGAGCAUUUUGAGAUACGGGAAGUUCUGCGCUGCAUACUUCACACAAUUGUGUUUCAUCGGGCAUUAGGUCUUGUGCGGCCCAAGGAUAUUGAUUUGGAACUUUUCGAAAUUACAUAUGUGCAAUGUGGAGAUGUUGAACUUGAGAAGAAAAUAGAUGAGAAGAUUGGGCAAUUCAUUAGUUGGGUAGAGAAACACCCAAACAAGAAAAGUCAGAUCUGCUUGUCUUUCUUUGAACUGAAAAACAAACAGGCAACUUGGUUUACACACAAAACAGAAAGGUUAUACUGGGAACAAUGGUAUAUAAAUUUGAAUGUGGCCCAAUACCCCAAAGCACAUUCUGGCAAUUCUCAUAAUUCUAAAGUUGUAGGUGAUCCAGGAGAGAGUGCAUUGGACGAGAGAAUGGCUCGCAGAGCAGCACUUGAAGCAUCUCUUCGUGAGGUUUUGUUCCAAAUAAUAAAAUUUGUGAAUGAGAAGAAAGAUCAUGUUCCAAAUAUUGAGGGUGUAGUCUCUUUCCCUCAUGAAAUUACUAUCCCAAGCUCCUCGGAUUCUGCAUUUGGGAUGGACAUGAUCAAGAGGAUGCUGCAGACUGGCCAUCCAACCAUGCUGAGCUGAUUAUCUGCGUUUGUGAGUGCAUACCGCUUUCCUAAACUGCUUCAAAGAUGACUCGUACCGUCCAUGAAUUUGUUAAUCCGGUAACCUUUUGCGAACAAGGUUUGUUUCUAUGUGAAGUAAACUCGAAGCACCGAGACUGUUAUUAUCCUUAUGUAAAUAUUCCUUUCGUCCCUUCUUAUCUCCAUUCAUGUAUAUACAUCCUUUCUGGAUCGUCCAUUGACUUGUAUAUAUUGAACUGGGGAUUUUCGAUCCCGGUGCACUGUAGCUUAAAAGUAUGAAACUUUGUACAUUUUAGUAUUUGUUAUAAAAAGGUCAAAGUUAGAGGAA